AUGAAGACAAUAUUGUGGUACUCUAUUUACUUUGUGUAUGUUUCUAUCGGUGCCGGCAACACACUGAGCAAGGUAGAGUUAAAAGUUUCGGACACAUCCUACGCAGCAUCAGACACAAUUUCCAAAAGGCAAGAGCUUCCUCCGUGCAUGGACUGCAGUUGUGGCGAACGUAACGAAGAACCGAGAGUGGUUGGCGGUUCCGGGUCUAACGUCAACGCAUUUCCAUGGAUCGCCCGUUUGAUCUACCACAAGUCAUUUGGCUGCGGAGCCUCGCUCAUCAACGAUAAAUAUGUUAUAUCAGCAGCGCACUGCGUUAAAGGAUUCAUGUGGUUUAUGUUUCGAGUGACGUUCGGGGAGCAUGACCGCUGCGUGAUGAAAACGCGGCCCGAGACUCGGUUCGUCCUCAAGAUGUACGUCCACAACUUCACAUUGACCGAUCUUAUGAACGACGUUUCGCUGCUGCAACUGAACGAGCCUAUGACGUAUUCGCACGCGGUCAGGCCCAUAUGCUUACCAACUAACACAGAUAAUCUGUAUUAUAAGACAUUGGCGACCGUUGCCGGCUGGGGCGCUAAAGCCGAAACGGGGAACUGGUCGUGCACACUACUUGAGGCGCAACUUCCCGUACUAAGCAACGAGGAGUGCAGAAAUACGAACUACAACGAGUCGAAGAUCAGGGACGUUAUGAUGUGCGCUGGAUAUCCGGCGACGGCACAUAAAGACGCUUGCACUGGUGAUAGCGGAGGUCCGUUAGUAGCUGAGAAUGACGAACACGCGUAUGAACUAAUAGGAAUUGUAUCGUGGGGCUAUGGGUGUGCAAGGAAGGGCUUUCCAGGAGUUUACACAAGGCUUAAUAUGUAUUUGGAUUGGAUCAAAGACAACACUCAAGACGCGUGUUACUGCGCGUAU
Messenger RNA from Iphiclides podalirius (scarce swallowtail), 909 nucleotides. NCBI's taxonomy places the organism in Eukaryota, Metazoa, Arthropoda, Insecta, Lepidoptera, Papilionidae. The record is from the annotation of a GenBank genome assembly.